UUAAAGAUCAUUGAUGGUAACGGCAUCACAGUCCUUAGUCGCUAUAGAUACUGGUCUGUAACUCAGAAAACCUACAGGGAAGUUUCUUUUGGGAAUUCUGGAAACAUAACUGUCCAGAUCUACCUAAGGCAGAGCUACAGUAACUUCAAGUUACAGUUUGGAAUUUUAAAACAAGGAUCAGGUUAGCCUUUAAUUUGCUAAAUUCAUCUAAUGUUGUUUUGUUGUUUGUUUUUUGUUGUUUGUUGUUUGUUUUUUCAUUGAUUGUUAGAAAUUAUUACUGAACUAUUUGAGAGAUUUGUGUGUGUGUGCUGGCAACAUAUAUUUAUUUCUUGUAUUCUCAUUCUCUGACAUUCUCAGUGAUAUCGUGUAACUUCAGUUGUUAUUAGUUUCAUGCUUCAUGGUUUUCCUCUUUCUUGUUUAUCGUUUUAGCAUUUUCACCGGCUAACUGGAGUGUUUUCAUUGACAAUACUACCACAACAAGUAUCCGAUUCUCCUGGCCAAACCUGCAAACACUUGUCGGUCAACAAUUAAGUUAUUACGUUACAGUCAUAAAAAAUUCAUAUGGUAGUGGUUUAGACAGCUACAUCGUCCCAGGAAAUACUACUUUCCAUGUGUUCUCUGGACUAACGGCUUAUAGCGAAUAUCGGUUAUCUGUUUUUGGUGUAAAUUACAGUGGGAAUGCCUACAACAGUACAGAGAUCACAGCAUGGACAGACGAAGGGGGUACGUGUAUUAUUUAAAGAUGUUGUUCUAUUUUUAACCUCGAAUUAUUCCCUGUAAUGAAUGCUCAGCGCCCUCAACUCCGUACUUGGUAUUAAAUCUUUAAACUGCGGCCAUAUUGAUAUAUAUAUAUAGGUCAUCUCGAACUUAAGAACAGAAAAUUCUUCUGAGUUGAUUUGCUUAAUUUUGCAUUUACAAUUUUCUCCCCGUACUUCAAUGACAUGUUAAAAUGUAAAAUACGAUUUAUUUUCACAGUUCCUAGCAGAGCUCCGUCAUACAUCCGACUUUCAAACUUUGAGCAGACUGAUGUGAAAGUACAGUGGAAUCCACUUUCCCAAUAUUACGCUAACGGACGUCUCCUUGGAUACAGAGUCUAUUUUAGGGAAUACAGAUCUUAUUAUUAUUACUCGUAUUUGACUGAGAGUGUUAACACUAGUAGUGCUAAUGUUACUAUGGUGAUAUUGAGGGACCUUAAGGAAGCCACAACUUACCAAAUAGCAGUGACAGCUUUUACGUCUAAAGGCGAAGGACCACGUUCAUAU
Messenger RNA from Porites evermanni, 1262 nucleotides. The record is from the annotation of a GenBank genome assembly. Lineage: Eukaryota; Metazoa; Cnidaria; Anthozoa; Scleractinia; Poritidae.